CGGAGUUAAACCUGUGCUGGAUCUGCGGCGCAUCUGCAUGGCGGAUGUGGAUCACAAUAAAAUGAGAUAAAACACCAUUCUGGAUCUGCUGCGUGUCACCGAGUCGUUCUCUCGUACCUGUGCGGGAUGUCCAUGCUUGAAAGGGAACACCAGGCUGCCUAAGGCGGCAUUCACUUUUUCACAUACAUCAGCUCCUGCAGAGGUCUGUUAACUCAAAGGAGUGACUCGGCAGUGCAGCAUGGAGCAGGUGGAGCAAUCAGGAUCAGAGAGCCCCCAGCCAUCAUCCAUACAGUCAGACACAUCUACAGCUCCAGCGGAGGAAGGAAACAGUGGAACAAGUACCCGCAGGAAGCGCAGAAAGAGGGAGCAAAGGCCUGAAUCCAUUAUCGUGUACCGGUCUGAUACAGAGAGGACCGAUGGAGACGAGCGAAGUGGUGAUGUGGAAGUGACAGAGAGAAACUCAGAGGAAGGAGCUAAAUUUCUCUCGACCCCAACUGGGGAAGGAGGCUGGAAUCUACCCCCAGACAGCCGCUAUGUGACGUUAACCGGCACCAUCACACGUGGGAAAAAGAAAGGUCAGGUGGUGGACAUUCAUGUCACACUGACCGAGAAGGAGCUCCGUGAAAUGGCCAAGUCUAAGGAGCGUCUGGAUGCUGAGUGUGAAGCAGCAGGAGGAGCAAAGCGCUCGUGUGGUUUUGGAAUAGAUCAGGGUCCUCAUGUGGUGCUAUGGAGUCUUUCAUGUGCUCCUGUCAUCUUCCUGCUCUCCUUCAUCACCUCAUUUUACUACGGCACACUCACCUGGUAUAAUGUGUUCCUUGUGUACAAUGAGGAGCGGACGUUCUGGCACAAAAUCACAGUGUGUCCCUUUCUCAUAAUUUCUUAUCCGCUGAUCAUCAUGGCUGUGUCGUUGUCUUUAGGGCUGUACUCAGCAGUGGUGCAGGUGUCCUGGGUGUUCAGUGAAUGGUGGUUCUCAGUUAGGGAUCUUGAAAAAGGAUUCUGUGGCUGGGCCUGUGGCAAGCUGGGCCUGGAGGACUGCUCUCCAUAUAGCAUUGUAGAAUUACUCGACUCUGACACAAUUUCAGGAAGUCUGCAGGGGAAAGGUCCUGGCGAGGGCGUGCAGACUUCCUCUGUGUGAGGGUUGGACUCUGUCAUCUGGUGAAUUGUUUUUUUGUUUGUUUGUGUUAAAACAAUGUUUGGAUUAACGUCUUUUUGCUGGUCCUGAAACACCAUUCCACCUGACCCAUCAGUACUAUUAGUUUACACUCCUUUUCCCUCACCUGAGUCAAUGCAUUGGUCAGCUUCCAGAUGGUGCACGAUAAGUAGUUUGUACCUAUGGCAAUCUAAUGUUUACCAACCUGAACUGCAAUGAUUCAGAAAAUGAGCCAUAUAACAAAGUACUCUACAAGUACACAUAUAUUAGAACAUGUUAAAUUUGUGCAGUUCCAGUAUUUUAAUAAAUUUGGGUUUUUAUAAUUUUUCUAUAUAAGUUUAGUUUGAAAAUACUUAACAUAAUCUUUUUUUUGUGUGUGUUUUUUAAAAGGCUUAGCUAACCUUAACUACCAAUGCACUUUUUAUUCGGCUAACAUUAGUUACAGAUACUAUUGGCUAAUGUUAGUUAUAUAAACACUUUGCUAACAUUAGUUUCAGAUAAACAUGACUAAAAUUACAGACACUUUUGGCUAAUGUUAGUUACAGAUAUAAUUUACUAACAUUAGUCACAGCUACACUUUACUAACAUUAGUCACAACUACACAUUGCUAAUGUUCGUUACAGAUACACUUGGCUAACAUUAGGUACAGAUCAUUUUAGCUAAUAUUAGCUACAGAUACGUAUGGCUAACAAUACAGAUACUGUUGGCUAACAUUAGUCACAGAUACACUUAGGUAACGUUAGUUACAGAUCAUUUUAGCUAAUAUUAGUUACAAAUACACUUAGGUAACAUUACAGUUACACUUGGCUAACGUUAGUUACAGUUACACUUGGCUAACAUUAGGUACAGAUCAUUUUAGCUAAUGUUAGUUACAGAUACUAUUGAAUAACAUUGGUUACAUAUAAUACUUAUUUUAAGUCCACUUAUGAACAACGUUUCUACAUUUUUCAAGCAGUAAACGGUGAAGCUUACUGGAGAUAAUUUUGUGGGCCAUUUUAAAUCCUGUCACUACAGUUAUUCUCACUUUUAUCUGUGUGCAAUGUUUUGUAAAAUUCUUAGCUGUUUCUGCAUCCUAAAAUAGAAAGAAAUGCAGCUAUUACUAAUGAUGAGCGAAUAAAUUACUGAAUGAGUAAAGUCCACAGGAUCCCACUGAUGAUAUUAGAUGGCAGUGACUGGUUAAAAUGUUAAAAUGUUGUAUGAGAAAUAAUAAAGCGAUGUUGUUUUAGCAACAAGCCCUAUUGCUAUGUUCACUGAGUACAUGUGGUGGUAGAUUAGAUCUAUUUGUAUUGGUUAAGUGUGAUUGCUUACAGUAUUGGAGUCUCAUUAUUGCUUGUGUAAUGUAGCCAUGUCAGUGUACACCACGUAAAACCUAAGACCUACAAAUAAGGUAAUGAGCUCAUGUGAAAUACUUUAUUUGGGUUAUUGUAUUUGGCCUUUUUUAUCCACAAACUUUUUUGUUACAUCCGUAUUCAGUAAUCCCCUUGCAUCCUUUUAUCCAAAGGUAAUUUAACUUUCUUUACUUUUUUAUUCAUAUAUUUAUGCUAUUUAUUUUUUCUCUAUUUAACAAAUUGUGUCUGGAGGAGAACUUUUCCAAGACUACAAUUUAAACUUUAAACUCUAAUGAGUAUUGUUCAGUAAUUAAUUUGUAAUGACUGGUGAUAAUGAAUUUUCAAAUAUUAUUAAAUUCUGUUUAUUUUCCUUUGCACACACUGAGUUUUCGUAAUGCAAAAAUGAUAUUUUUGCCUUUUGUAAAAUACUUAAUAAUACUAUGAAGGUAUGAUUUGCACCUACUGUGAUUAGCUAAAGUAUAAGCAGUUUUUUUCGUAAUGUAUCACAUGACAAAAUUGAUGGUAAUUAUUGUAAUCAGUUUUCCUGUUACACACUGACAUUUGCGCAUGUGUUCAAAAUAUACAAUAUGAAACAUCCUGAAAUGAAAUAA
Clarias gariepinus (North African catfish) is the source of this 3089-nucleotide messenger RNA. RefSeq names its product transmembrane protein 169b (gene tmem169b). The record is from RefSeq and is a predicted model, not a curated record. Bases 239 to 1135 code for a protein of 298 amino acids. Lineage: Eukaryota; Metazoa; Chordata; Actinopteri; Siluriformes; Clariidae. The transcript is spliced from 3 exons.